Messenger RNA from Sebastes umbrosus (honeycomb rockfish), 5345 nucleotides. RefSeq names its product transducin-like enhancer protein 1. The record is from RefSeq and is a predicted model, not a curated record. Gene Ontology annotation, biological process: regulation of DNA-templated transcription; negative regulation of canonical Wnt signaling pathway. Gene Ontology annotation, cellular component: transcription regulator complex; nucleus. NCBI's taxonomy places the organism in Eukaryota, Metazoa, Chordata, Actinopteri, Perciformes, Sebastidae. The coding region runs from base 722 to 3073 and encodes 783 amino acids. The transcript has 20 exons. Gene Ontology annotation, molecular function: protein binding; transcription corepressor activity.
GGGGGGGAGAGCGUGAAACCGCGUGAGAAAGUUGCCAUUGGAGAUAAAGCAGAGCUAGACGGAGGACCACUGCUGCUCUGCGGAGUUGUUGCUAUUAAAACUAACUAUUUUUAUCGUGAAAUCUAUUUCGGACGCGUCCAAAACUCUGCGGGGAAGUAAAUAUUAUGUUUUUUUGUUGACUGUUGGACCGCCAAGUGUGAACUCUUCACCGAUAUUAACUUGUGUGGAUGUUUCGGAUGCUCCGACUGAGAGACCACAGUCAGCGGCUGUCUGUCCGUUGAGGCUCUACUACUGGACUACUGGCUCUUCCUUGGUUGUUCGUUUCUACUCGGAAUACAUCGGAUCCUACAACAAAACAACCCACUGGAGUGAUUGAGGUGGUUUCAUUACUCACCUGGUUCCUCCUCCUCCUCCUCCUCCCUUUUAGCUGCCUCCAGCUAAUGAGCCGUUUCCCGUGUUUUUCCGGUUGAUUUACGGCCGCGCUGCUGCCGGUGGAGCGGAGGAGAGACAACGACCGAAACACAGCGAGAGACGGAGCAGUUAAACGGUCCGUGGAACUCGGACGAAUCGGCGGAGCGGUUUGGUUUUUUGAAAUUAACGACAGUUGGUGGUGAUAAUAACUGGCGGAUGGAUUCGUCUCCGUGAUCCGGCGGAGCACCCCCACAUACAUCCUCUCUGUGUGCCCUAUACUUUGAUCCCUUGCAUCCAACCGGAGACAACAAUGUUUCCUCAGGGGCGACACCCGACGCCCCACCAGGCUCCAGGCCAGCCCUUCAAGUUCACCAUCCCAGAGUCACUGGACCGCAUCAAGGAGGAGUUCCAGUUUCUUCAGGCACAGUACCACAGUCUCAAGAUGGAGUGCGAGAAGCUGGCCAGUGAAAAGACGGAGAUGCAGCGACACUAUGUCAUGUACUAUGAGAUGUCUUAUGGCCUCAACAUCGAAAUGCACAAACAGACCGAGAUUGCCAAGAGACUAAACACCAUCUGUGCACAAGUCAUUCCCUUCCUCUCACAGGAGCAUCAACAGCAGGUGGUCCAAGCCGUGGAGCGAGCCAAACAGGUGACUAUGGCAGAGCUAAACGCUGUCAUCGGGGUACGUGGACUGCCAGGCCUUCCACCUACACAGCACCUAUCCCAUAACCACGGUGGUGCCCCUGUGCCCCUCACCCCUCACCCUGCCGGCCUCCACCCCUCUCAGCUGGGUGGUUCAGCUGGUCUCCUGGCUCUAUCAGGAGCACUUGGUGGUGUUCCUCCCCACAUGUUGGGAAAAGAUGUUGGUGAUAAAAAGCCCCACAUGUCCGGACCAGACUCACACUCUUCAGGACCUGAGCACCUGAGAGAGCGAGAGCCCGGCACAAGUAACGCAUCGUUGCCAGAAAGUCUUCGGAACUCAGAUAAGCGACGCAACGGACCCGAGUUUUCAAAUGACACCAAGAAACGCAAGGUGGAAGACAAGGACUCUAGCCACUAUGACAGCGACGGGGAGAAAAGUGAUGACAAUUUAGUGGUGGAUGUCUCGAAUGAGGAUCCAGCCUCCCCUCGUGGCACGCCUCUCCCCUCCCCUAGAGAAAAUGGCCUGGAUAAAGCACGUCUUCUCAAGAAAGACCCUUGUAGUCCAGCCUCUACUGCAUCAUCAGCCAGCUCCUCCUCCCUCAAGUCCAAAGAGAUGGCCAUGCGAGACAAGGCAGGAACACCUGGGCAAAAGUCAAGCACACCCACACCUAGAGGGGACUCCACCCCUGGUCCAAGCUCCACCCCUGGAAUCCGGCCCAGUCUAUCAAAACCCCCGUCCAUGGAGAUACCUCAUCCACACACUGCAGGUUUGCGGACCCCGCUGGCUGUACCGGGCCCAUACCCAGGUGCGUUUGGCAUGUUGCCCCACGCAGCAGGGAUGAACGGGGAGCUGGCAGGUGCAGCCGGAGCUGCAGCCUACGCUGCUGGACUGCACAACAUGUCACCUCAGAUGAGUGUGGCUGCUGCGGCCGCUGUGGCUGCGUACGGCCGUUCACCCAUGGUUGGUUUUGAUCCCCAUCCUCACAUGCGAGUACCUGGAAUGCCUCCCAGUCUGACAGGAAUCCCUGGCGGCAAACCUGCUUAUUCUUUUCACGUGGCGGCCGAUGGACAGAUGCAGCCGGUACCGUUCCCCCCGGAUGCUUUGGUGGGCCCAGGGAUUCCUCGCCACGCCCGUCAGAUCAACACACUGAACCAUGGAGAGGUGGUGUGCGCCGUUACCAUCAGUAACCCCACCCGACAUGUUUACACAGGAGGGAAGGGUUGCGUCAAGGUCUGGGACAUUAGUCACCCAGGAAACAAGAGCCCGGUGUCGCAGCUCGACUGUCUGAAUCGAGACAACUACAUCCGCUCCUGUCGUCUCCUCCCUGAUGGUCGGACACUCAUUGUGGGAGGUGAGGCGAGCACGCUGUCAAUCUGGGAUUUGGCCACGCCUACUCCCAGGAUAAAGGCAGAGUUAACAUCAUCAGCACCGGCAUGUUACGCUCUGGCCAUCAGCCCGGACUCCAAGGUCUGCUUCUCUUGCUGCAGUGACGGAAACAUCGCCGUUUGGGAUUUACACAACCAGACACUCGUUAGGCAGUUCCAAGGCCACACAGAUGGAGCCAGCUGUAUUGACAUCUCCAAUGAUGGCACCAAGCUGUGGACCGGAGGCCUCGAUAACACCGUCCGCUCCUGGGAUCUGAGAGAGGGGCGGCAGCUGCAGCAGCAUGACUUUACAUCACAGAUCUUCUCUCUCGGCUACUGUCCGACAGGAGAGUGGCUCGCUGUGGGAAUGGAGAGCAGCAACGUUGAGGUCCUUCAUGUCACCAAGCCUGACAAAUACCAGCUUCAUCUACAUGAGAGCUGUGUGCUCUCCUUGCAGUUUGCCUACUGUGGUAAAUGGUUUGUGAGCACAGGGAAGGAUAACCUACUGAAUGCCUGGAGAACACCCUAUGGAGCCAGCAUAUUCCAGUCUAAAGAAUCAUCCUCGGUGUUAAGCUGUGACAUAUCUGUGGACGACAAAUACAUCGUCACUGGUUCAGGGGACAAGAAGGCCACUGUUUACGAGGUCAUCUACUAAAACUAUGGAAAGAAAGCAAGGACAUUUGUUCUUUCCCACACACCAGAUAUGUUUCCAAAUAUUUUCAAGUGGAGCCAGAAAUCGCAAAACACGAGUGACCUUGAUGGCGCAUUCUUUUUUUCUGUUACAUCUGCCGAGGAGACACAGAAAGGAGACGGACCUUUUACAUGCACAUAUCUGUUGUGCCUGUAUACAUGACUCCAUAUCAGCUGGGAAUUAACUGGAGCAGCUGGAUGUUUAAUGAAAGGAAAGGAACUAUUUGGAUGUUAUUGUCUCUACUGCUUUCUGCUGCGGACUGCACUUGGAUCAGUUACAGGGACCAAACAAUGACUGAACCAAAGGCACUGCAUUGUUUUGACUGGGACCAGCUCUUCUGGAGAACACUGCACUAAACAUUAGAUGUUAAAACACACUUGAUUCAGUGUCACGACCAGGGGCAGAGACCCUAGAACGAACACUCAAACCAGAUGGUCGAACAUGUAAACAAAUGGGAAGCGGAGAAUGUGGACAAAAAUACUGACAAAAUAAUGGAGAGACGGAGGAGGACAGUGAAUGCAGAACAUGUUGGUUUGUAUUUUGUUGCAGACAGACGAUGCUCACAGCCUGUUGAUCUCUCAGCUCUGACCUUAGAACCUCAGCUUGCUGUUCUGAUACGCCUACACUGUCUGAAAAGUACCUUUUCUGUCUUAACACCAAGUCCUAUCCUCACUAAACUGCGGUAGCUGUCCACCUACACACUUAGUACACACAUACAAAAUCAGUUUGAAACAUACUGAAGGCCAUAUUGACUUGUCUAACAUCAUGCUAUUGUUGAAUUCUGUGAUGGGUUCGUUUGAUCCUCAUGAGUUAAAGUACGUUUUCCAUAAUUCCUACCCAUUUCAAAUAGUAUUCACGUACUCUGGAGAAAAAGAAAAAUACACUCUAAAUGUAGCCACAGAGGGCUUAAUAGAUGUGCUCUCAAAUGAAGCAUGAGCACAGCGGAGUGCGCAGCUCACGGUGUCAAAGCUCGCGGUGUCCCUGCUCACAGUGUGCUGCGUCCAAAUAUCAACUAGGUUGAACUUUGAGCGCAGGACACUGUGAUGUGCGCUGAACCCAGUGGCGAGUGCAGGGCAAACCGCAUUCUAUAUGAAAGCCCCAUAACUCGGACUAUUUCUUAUGAUCCCAGUUGGAAAACCAAUUAUUGGAAACCUGAAGGAAACGUUUCAGAGAUUGAAUUAUUGAUUGUUUCAACCGAUUUAUUUCCUUACUUAUAUUUUUCACAUAUCUGUUCUCCACGAGCAACAUGCCUUUAUACUGUGAUUUCUUUUUAGCCCUUACCCUCUAUACUUGAGCCACAGUGUGCGUCAUCAGCUGCACAUGUUGACAGAGCCCCACCUUUACUCGCGCUUUUACUGACCUGAAAACAUUUCAGAGACUCGGUAUUGAUGAUUGGUCAGCCGGAUAUAGCUGGUACAGCCUCUUUGAUCUUAUUGAAGUUGAGACAUCGCCCUGCUGUUAGUUUUCAUGCAGUUCAUUUGCCUGUGGUCUCUCUUACAAUAAGUUCAUCGGUUGAGGUCAAAUUAAAAUGUUUCCCCUUAAUCUGAAAUUAAAAAACAACCUGUUGGUUACUGUCUUCAGUAUUGUAAAUUCACCCCGCCCCUGCCUUCGCCACUCAUUGAAACACACGUUAUACUGUAUGAAUGGUUAAUCACGAUUCAUAAACAGGGACCAACUAUACUUCUAAAAAGACCAUCUUGACAAGUAAAGUAACCUUGUGUUCAAGUGAAAAGUCCUUUCUACCAUAUUCACUAAACAAACAUCUUAAAAACAGAAUUGCCUUUUUUGUUUUUUAAAAUACUGUCACUUGUUUCUGUUAAUAUUCUUGAAUGUGGGACAUUUGUGAAAUUGCCUUGAAAAAUUCUCUUUUCACAUUAAGACUACAAGCAAGAUGUAAUUAUUUGUCAAGAUAGUCUUACAGAGAAAGGUGCUGUUGUAUUUCAGCUUCAGGAAGGAGUCAGUCAGUUUCAGCCAUUUUAAACUCAUUAAAUUCAUGACUUGUGUUUAGUAUUUUUUUUUUGUUUUUUAAAUCUAUUUUUGUCUGUUGAAUGUUUGUAAAAAUGUAAAUAUCUUUUUUUUUUCUUACAGGACAUGCUUUAGAAAUAACAAACUGUUUUUGUACGUCUUUUACAUGGAAAAGAAACGUCUAAUCAGGAGAAAUAAUAAAUGGUCUUAAUGCUAGCUAAUCUAAAAUGAUUGAAAUAUCUAGACAAUAAAUGUUUUUUUUUGUAACUGA